Octopus sinensis (East Asian common octopus) is the source of this 2752-nucleotide messenger RNA. Its product is annotated as signal transducing adapter molecule 1. Gene Ontology annotation, biological process: protein transport to vacuole involved in ubiquitin-dependent protein catabolic process via the multivesicular body sorting pathway. The transcript is spliced from 16 exons. Lineage: Eukaryota; Metazoa; Mollusca; Cephalopoda; Octopoda; Octopodidae. Gene Ontology annotation, molecular function: ubiquitin binding; phosphatidylinositol binding. Gene Ontology annotation, cellular component: ESCRT-0 complex. The record is from RefSeq and is a predicted model, not a curated record. The coding region runs from base 145 to 1767 and encodes 540 amino acids.
AUAUUGACAUGCGCAGUGGCAGCUGUAGAGGAAGUCGAAGCUGUGUAAAGUGUUGAAGUUUUUAGCUUAGUGUCAAUGUGAAAAGGAGGAGCUUACGUCUGCCGUCGACCCCCCACUGUUGUUGUGAAACACAGGCUACAAAAUAUGCCAUUAUUUGGUAACUCGGGAUCUUUUGAUCCUGAUGUUGAAAAAGCCACCAAUGAAAUGCGUACAACUGAAGACUGGGGUCUUAUUAUGGACAUCUGUGACAAGGUCAGUCGGACUCCCAAUGGGCCCAAAGAUUGUCUUCGUGCUAUUGUGAAACGGAUGAAUCAUAAAGUUCCUUUUGUGACAAUGCAAAGUUUAACUCUUCUGGAUGCUUGUGUAAAUAACUGUGGUCGACCAUUUCAUUUGGAAAUUUGCUCCAGAGAUUUCGUGUCUGAAUGUCGCAAUUUUAUUGGACAAAAAGCUCACCCAAAAGUAGCACAGAAGCUGAAGUUGUUGAUAAAACGAUGGGCAGAGAUGCCAGAAUUCAAAGAUGAACCAGCUCUAAACUUGAUGCCAUCGCUGUAUGAAAGCUUAAAAAAAGAGGGACAUGACUUCUCCGAUCCAGAUACAGUGCCAAAGAAAACACCAACACUUAUUUCAAAUCCUGAUGCUGUUCAAACACAACAGGAAGAAGAUGACAUAGCAAAAGCCAUUGCUUUAUCAUUACAAGAAGCUGAAAAAUCCAAAACUGGUGGUUCGUUAUACCCAUCAGCUUCUACUGCCCUUAGCAGCAGUAAUACUUUGCCCAAAAGCAAAGAGUAUCGCAAAGUGAGAGCUCUGUAUGAUUUUGAAGCCGCAGAAGAUAAUGAACUUAACUUUAAAGCUGGUGAAAUCAUUAGUGUACAAGAUGAUACGGACCCAAACUGGUGGAAAGGUUUCAGUCACAGAGGAGAGGGGCUGUUUCCUGCCAACUUUGUUACUUCUAAUCUAACAGCUGAACCAGAAGAGAUGAAAGAGAAAAAAGGUGUUCAGUUCAAUGAAGAAGUAGAUGUGAAAGUUAUGGAAACUCUUCCGGAAGAAGUAGAAGUGGAUGAGGCAAAGAUUGACCAAGUAUUGGCACUGAUACAGAAUGCUGAUCCAACAGGAGAAACACAACCAGAUUCUUCAGAGUUAUUAUCUCUUGAAGAACAAUGUAAGAUAAUGGGUCCACUGAUUGAUGCUGAAUUGGAAAGGAUUGACAAGAAACACGCUAAUUUGGUAGAAUUAAAUAUGAAAGUGAUGGAUGCUUUACAAAUGUACCACAACUUAAUGAAAGAAAAUCCUGUGUUCUAUAUGUCCCAUCAACCUGCACCACAACAAGCCCCUAGCACUUAUAUUCCAUCAGGUAUCCCACAGCCACCACCUCAGCAGCAACAACAACAACAGCAACAACAACAAUAUGCAAACCAACCUCAAUACAUAAGCCCUGGGCAGGCCCCACCUUCAAUCAUCCAUGCAAACAAUGGACCUGUACCCCAGGGACCAAUACCAACUAACAUGAUGUCACAACAGCCAGCUCCAGCUCAGAGCUUAAAUGGAAAUUCCAUUGUUGUAUCAGCAGCUCAGCAACCCUAUAAUGGAGUAACAGCUCCUGCUCAGAGCAGUAUGGCAACCUAUGGACCAACUUCAGCACAGUUUAAUCCCCAGUCAAUGAACAGUAUGUCCUUACCCCCAAUGGAUGCCAAUUAUGGACCACCACCAUCGACUGGAGGUGGAGGAAUGUCUUAUCAACAAGUACCUCCUCCACAACCUUUGUUGUGAUCUGCUAUUGCCUUGGAGACAGAUGGGGGAGCAGCUGUUGGCUUAGGUCAGUGUUGACAGAAAAGUCAUGAUUACAUUACUUUCAACAAAAACAAACAAACAAACAGGUCUUAAGAAUGGCUAAAGUAAAGAAAAGAAAUUUGUUAUGAUUCUGAUAUUGUAUCUUUUUUAUUUUUUUUUUCUGAAGACUGUUGUUGUUGGAAACAACUAAAUUAUGGAAUCGUUAGUACUGUGAUAUGCCUCUCUAUGGUUAAUAAAAUAACUGUAGUGUUUAAGGCUGGACUUGUGGUUUUGUAGACAUCAGGUGAUAACUGACCAAGCAAACACUCUGCAGAACUAGCAGGUUAUUACUUACUGUAGUAACACUGCAUGUUUGUUCUACUCCUGCUUCUUAGCUUGACCACUUAACUGUUUCUUUUUUUUUGUUUUUGUUUUACAUUGUUGUUUUUUUUAAAAAAGACUGUGGUCACGGGGACUCCCUUUCUCUCUCUCUCUCUCUUCUCUAUCUCUCUCCCAUAUCUUAUGUCAUGUGAAGUAAGGCAUGGAUUAAACCUAAUUUGUGAUGUCUGUCUGCAUAUGGAUACGAAUAGUUUGUUUAUUUUUACCUUCUUCCUAUGUGUGUGCAUGCUUGUGUGCGUGUGUAUAUGCAUGGAUGUGUGAAUGUGCAUGUGUGGUUUGUGAACUGCAUGAAUGUUCGCCAUGAAGUGUAAGAAAGUCUUAUAUUCUAAAGACAGCUGACACAAUGUUUUUCUCCUCUACAUUCAAGUAUCACACAAAAUAUUUAGUUGUUGUAAAGAAAGAAAGCCUAACUCAUUGAAACUAAUUGAGACAUUUUCUGCAUAGUAAUGGCAGCUUUGAGGGUGUUAGUUGAUUGCAUGCUAUUUUAUUUUGCUGUGAUACUUACAUUUGUACCCACAGAAACAGAUUUCGAAAUAAAAAGGGAAAACCGAAGUCUGAAGCUGAUAUUAAAAACUGAACGUCUGUA